Messenger RNA from Trichoderma asperellum CBS 433.97, 267 nucleotides. RefSeq lists its product as uncharacterized. The record is from RefSeq and is a predicted model, not a curated record. Lineage: Eukaryota; Fungi; Ascomycota; Sordariomycetes; Hypocreales; Hypocreaceae.
AUGACGGAUACAGCAGCCACUAUAUGGAUUUCAUCAGCCGCUUUAUAUAAUGAGAGUCCUAGAAAAGGGUCUGGAAAGCCCCUGCUCCUCUCACUGCGGCACAAUGAGCGGCGCUUUGGUGAGCAGUUGAAGGAGGUUCACUUCCUUAAACCUGACUAUGCCGACACAAUCAAGAUUAAUAUUACUGGUAUCUUGCGGAAAUGGAAGACAUACUGCAAAGAAAACGAGCUGGGCGACUGGAAAUGCGUAAUCAACAAGGCUGACUGA